CCACCUAAUUCCGUUACCUGGGACUGCACCAGCUGUUUACCUUCAGCACAGCUCAGACAUUAUGAGUUUAAACACAAACAAAAUCAGUGACGCUGUUAAUCAGAAAACAGAUGACGUCACCAAGACCCACUUAUCUCCAUAGCAUCAGAUAAACAAAUCAUUUGAUUUUCAGCUUUUUAGCGAUUAUUGCAGAAAAAUGAACAGCGUUACUUCAAAAAUGGCGUCACUCAACGUUAGGGAUCUUCAUCCUAAUGUGACUGAGUCUCCAUCUGCUGUUCCUGCUCCAGCCCGAAAGCCCCUGACCAUCUAUAUGUUGGAGUCGGCUGAUCUGGAUGAACAGAUCAGGAUGCUGCAUGAGUACAUGUUGCCCCUUGUGCAGGAAAUACAACCAACUCGGGCCAAAGUCAUCACCAAUCUAGUUAUUCAGGGAGAGAACAACUUUGACCUGCUUAAUUUGAUUAGGAAACCCAACCUCCUGCGUGCCCAGGUCGAGCAGAUUGCUGCUGUGCUUCAGGCAAGGGAAGCUGGCCAGGACGUGCGUUUUCCUGCGCCCAAGAAAAAUAAGAGGAGGCGAAAGAAGAAGAAUGUCCAAUAAAUUCAAUACGCCAAUAAAUUCUAUAUUUUAUAAAUGUUUUAACAAAAUUAAAACCUCGUUCCUGAACAAUGUUUGUUUAUUUAUUUAUUUAUUUAUUUAUAGAAUUUUGUCGAUGGAAAUCCUCAUUGUUUCUGUAGUAAGUAAUCAUCUGUACAGCU
Tachysurus vachellii is the source of this 753-nucleotide messenger RNA. Its product is annotated as polyadenylate-binding protein 1-like. The record is from RefSeq and is a predicted model, not a curated record. The transcript has 5 exons. Gene Ontology annotation, molecular function: RNA binding. Lineage: Eukaryota; Metazoa; Chordata; Actinopteri; Siluriformes; Bagridae. Bases 197 to 595 code for a protein of 132 amino acids.